Molecule: messenger RNA, 3578 nt
Organism: Sclerotinia trifoliorum
Lineage: Eukaryota; Fungi; Ascomycota; Leotiomycetes; Helotiales; Sclerotiniaceae
Source: the annotation of a GenBank genome assembly
AACCCUACAAGCCAAUAUUAUACAAAGGACACGAUACGUUCAUUCGUUGCUUGAUCUUACACUAUCUACUCCUCGAGCCCAGUUGAACCAGGAAAGCGGAGUAUUAUUACCAUUACUUCUUACCAUAUCUCUCACUUCCCAGUAAUAAUAAGGCGGGGGCCAGAUCAAUCCACCAGGAAUUCUUUGGGGAUCUAUUCAAAUCCUCAAUAUUACACCUUACCGUCAUUCCCCAUAUAUCCUUAUUGAGGACCCAUUGGAAUCCUUUCUCCUCUUUUUUGGUCCCUUCGUUUUGGUGUGUUUACUUUUUUGCCUUGUGUAUAGAGUAUUCGCACAAGACAAAACGUUAACAUUGAUACCAAUCAAUUAUUCUUAACAUCAAAUCAUAUCAAGUCAAAUCACCAUCAUUACAAUCUCCAAUACAAUCCCAGCACGAAAAUAUCGCUACGAGUAUUCUCUCUCUUACCUGGAAAUUGGAAACUUCAUCUGUCCGCCUCCUUCUCCUCCUUCGCUAUUCCCCUCUUACGACGACCGGGCGGAGCCAUUCUCUGUAUACACCGAUCCCAAAGGCAAAAUUGUACCCAUCAUUCUCCUAUUCCUUUCCAUUUCUCCAGUUCUUUUUAAUAUAGAACAAAUCUUGAAGAAGGUUACAAAUCGCCACAAGCUUACGGAAGACUUUUCGCUGGUUUCACGGGAUUUUAGCAGGUUUCCGUCCUCCCGUUGAUUUUGCUUUUGCUGCGGCAUGCUGAGUCAAGACAUCACCAAUUUGGUUUUAACAUCGUCUUGGUAUCUUCAAUCAAUCGCCAAUCAAUUCUAGCCUCUUCUCUGGAUUUUUUUUUCAAUCUUUACCUUUGCAUUCCUACGUGGUUCGCAUUUCGGUCCCUUGGUUGGAGCCCGUUUUCAUCUCAUAGGGUAGAUUAGGAUUAACUGGAGAGUCCGUGACCUCAUUCUCUAUCCAAGCCCGCCCUGGACCUGGACCUUGGGAGAUUUUCAAGGAUUGGAGAAGAUCGGACCCAAGAUAUUCAUCCCUAAAUAUCUCAACCUUCCUCUUCAAUUAUCCUUCUCUUAUUAAACCACCUUCAGACUCUUCACAUUGACUCAUUAUUCUAUCGAUAUUUGAAUAGUAAAUCCUUUCAUCAACUCUUUUAACUUUGAAUCAUUUCAAACAGUCUUCCUUUUUGACAACAUUCUUUAAUAUUAUAUCAGCUUUACAACCUUCGCCAUUGCAAUCAAUAGAUUUUCAUCUUCAAUCUUCGCAGCAGAUUAAUAACGGCAUCGACAUCGACAUUGAGAACCCAUUUCUACCCGAUUCUUCGUUUGCUGAACGACGACAAUGCAAUAGAUUUGUUACGAAAGUUUGCAAUUUUACGAGCAACACAUCACACAAUUCCUGCCCUCAUUACUCGAGCCUAGUACCCUCAUUUCCCUUCUCACCAUGGGUUCACAACUACCUCCAGAUCCAUACAAAAUUCUCGGUGUUGAAAAAGAUGCGACAUUACCUCAAAUUCGAUUAGCACAUCGAAAACUUGUUCUCCAGUGUCAUCCGGACAAGGUUCAGGAUCCUAAAUUAAAGGCAAUAAAGGUUGAUGAGUUCCAAAAGGUCCAAGAAGCAUACGAAAUACUUAGUGAUGUAUCGAGAAGAUCAGAGUAUGACCAAACAGUCAAGCUACAGAAGUUGAAGGAGGAGUUGAACAAGACUUCGGCUUCAGCUUCGACUUCGACCCCGACUCCGGCUUCGAGUAGUAGCAAAGCUUAUGAGUACAAUGUCAGGACUGCAGAACCUAGAACGCCGGCUUACAGUUCGUCGUAUCCAAAGACCACGCAAAAAACACCGAAGGAGUCGAAUGUAUAUUCAAAACCCCCACCAAGAUCCUAUGAGGAUUUGUAUGAUGAACCUGCGAGACCAUCUGUCAGGAGGUCAAAAACAACAUCUAGAGAUUCGGAUAGAGAUGAGAGAGAUCGACGAAGGCAGCAGGAUGAAGAUGACAGGGAGAAAUUAAGACGGAAGAUGGAGAAGGAAACAAAACGUGAUCAUGGGGAUCGAAAGAAGUCUCGCGAUAAAGAAAAGAGACGUGGCACAGAGGAUAAAGUACGUCCAGGAACAUAUGUAGAGGAUGAGUCCAGUGAGGAUGACUAUCGACGAAAAGCCGAACGAGCACGAAGGGAGGACGCAAUAAGAGCCGAAGCUGCUGCUCGGGCUCAAAAAGAGCGAGAGGCUCGAGAAGACCGGGAACAGCGAGAAUGGGAGCUCCGUGAAAGAGAUCGAGAAUUACGCGACAGGGAAAGGGAGCGAGAACCGGCUGCUGUGAAAGACUCGCCGAUGGGAGAUAAAUGGAAAGAUCAUAUGGUAAAUGCAGCACGUUAUGUGCAAGCUUCGCGUAGAGAGUCGGAUAUCAAACCAGAGGUGCCACCAGCACCACCGGCGAUGCCUUCGAUGCGCCGUGCAGAUACCUUUGCAGCACCAUCAUCUGGACCAUACAAUAUCCGAUUUGAGGUGCGCCCUCCUGCCUACGAUAACCAUAGUGAUGACGAGUUACCGCGGAGGUCUUCAGCAGCACGGCCAUUGCGACGUCCUGUAGAGACUCCUUCGAAAAGUAAGGAUACGCCAAAGCCAACUAGAAGAUCAGCUAGGGAGUCCCCAUUUGUCAAUACCGGGUCGACUUCACCCACAAAACCAACUCUUCACAAACAAUAUUCGGAACCACCGAUAGUUGGAGUUGCUUCGGGCAGACGAGAACCUAGUCGAUCGAAAACGGACUAUCCUCGAGAACCACCUCCACCACCUUUAUUUACUAGAGCAGCUACAUUUACACAAGGGAUGGGUACAAAGGAAGACCAUAGAGAUAGGGGUCGUGGACCCAGCCGAAUGGUUCAGGAACCAGAUUCGGACACUGAUUCCGGGUCUGAUUCAGAGUCUCCGUCACCCACACCACAAUAUUCUCAUGUUAGACAGCCUCGACGUGAAGCUCCUGAACCUACUGGUACUACCAAAACUUACGUCAUCGGUAGCAACGGGCGAAGUGAACUCAAGAAUUCUUCGUUUCGACCGGAUCUCCGCGAUGAUGCUUACAUGAAGCGAAAUCGAAGUCCGUCGCCCCGUCGAACAACUCGUCCUCCUUUAACACGAAAUGCUGGAAGUUCUUCUCGUCAAGUGCGAUCGCAAUCACGAAGCUAUCACCCGACAUCAGCACCCGAGCCAGCUGAACCCAUAGUUCUCAGUGCUCAACCACCUAGAUCUCGGGAUCCUUCUAGGGGUGCAAAUCGUAGUGUAUAUCCACCACAAUUCAAUAUAAAUUUUGCUCCUCAAAUUACACCGGAUAAAGUUUCUUUUACGACCGGAACACAAUAUGUUAAUCAAAGAAACACCGAAUCGGGGCAUCAUCGCGAUUAUCCGCCCUAUCCCACAGCUCGUGGUCGUGAGUCGGUCUAUUAAGCAUCUGCUCCACACCAAAUAUUUCUCUUUUACGAUUUGUUACAUAAAUUACCUUUCUUGUACCGACACCGACUUUUUGAACCAUACCCCUUUUUAUACAGUAACGACAGCACAGUAUAUCACUUUAUGAUUCCCCACUUUUCUUUCC